Vitrella brassicaformis is the source of this 3984-nucleotide messenger RNA. The record is from the annotation of a GenBank genome assembly. NCBI's taxonomy places the organism in Eukaryota, Vitrellaceae.
UUCAUAUGUUCAUUCCAUUGAACACAUUGACCAGCAUCGAUCCAUCUCUCAUCUAUCUAUGUGUCUGUUGUGUGUGUCCGUCCGCUUAAACUGAUGUCAUGGCUAUACACAACACCCAAAGACGCUCACACACACCACACACAGAGACAGAGAUGCUUUGUCGCUCAAAGACGCCUUGACCCGUCACGCUAUACAGAGAGAGAGGGAGAGAGGGCAAAACCACAGACACACGCACAAGGACACGGACGCAGACGCUGUAUGUCAAAAAUACACACACCACACCACAGCACAGCACAGCACACCACGGAAUGCAGUCGAGAAUGCACGUAUGUCUGUACGUGCCAUCCAUCCAUCCAGCCAGCCACAUAUUGGAUAAAACGACGGAUGGAUCCGCCGACCCAUUAAGUUACGGCUCGCACCCACAUGGCGACAGACCCUUUAAUCAUCAAAAAGUCCUUUCCCUCCCCUCCACACACACACAUACACGCCCUCACACACAUGUCUUUACUCACUGGCUGGCCUCUUUGAGGCAUUUGCACCCGCCCCACCACCCACAGGCAUGGACAUGCACUGGCUGAGGGUCUCCCUGAGCGCCCUGGCCUUCAGCAGCAUCUCCUCGUACUCAUUGCCCACCUCACUCAAGGCGACUAUCGCGCCACCGGCACCCACACGCACCUGAACACACACACGUAGCCAGAGAGAGGGGCAUGACAUUGCAUAGGGGAGGGAAGGGGAGUUGCUUACCUGUGAGUGUGUGACGACGGCUGUGCGAAUGACGAUGUUGAGGUCGAUGGCGCCGUUGACUGAGAGGUACCCAAUGCUGCCGCUGUACACACCUCGGGGGCGGCCCUCCUCCAAUCUAACCACACACACAUAUUGGAGGCUAUGUUGUCUCUCUCUUUCAGUGUGUGUUGGUGUCAUACUUGUGAAUGAGCUGAAUGGUCCUGUGUUUGGGUGCGCCUGUCAUCGACCCGCCUGGGAACGCCGCCACGACUGCAUCGAGCGGGCAGUACUCUGAAGCCCUGCACACACCCACACCCACACACACGUAUGGGCAAUAUACAUUUGUGUGUAUGGAGGGGUGGAUGUGGGUCGAGAAUGGUCGACUGGACUGACUUGAGCUGUCCCCGAAUGGUCGACACGAGCUGGUGGACGGUGGCGUAGCUCUCGACAGCCAGCAGAUGGGGCACCUCCACCGAACCCUCCACACACACGCGCCCUGACCAACACACACAUCCAUCCAUCUAUCCACCCACCCACACACGUGUCAUCUCCCUCACCCAGGUCAUUCCUGACAAGGUCCACAAUCAUGAGGUUCUCCGCGCGGUCCUUCUCGCUCCCCCUCAGCCCGUCUGCGAUCCGCCGGUCGUUGGCAGGGUCGUGCAGGUCCCUGGCUGCGGUGCCCUUGAUGGGUUUGGACUCGAUCAGCCCGGAUGGGGUGACGCGCAGGAACCGCUCGGGUGAGGAGCAGCAGAUGGAGAGCCCCUGACACCUUGAGGACGGCUGAAUGACAAUUGCAGAGAGCGAGGGCGUUGCACACUUCGACAAAGGAGGCAUGAAUGUGCACCUUUCACCCUCCCUCCCUCCCUCCCCCCCUCCCUCUCUGUCUGUGUGUGUGUGCUGUGAAUGCGUCCGUACCGAUUUUGGCUCAUAUCUGAUGUAAGCCGAGUACGGCGCGGGGUUGCGCCUCCUCAGCAUGCAGUAGAGGUCCAGCGGCCGCUCCACACGCACCCCCUCAGCAAUCAGCUGGUUGGUCAGACACACCUCAUAAGUCUCGCCCUCGUGAAUCCACCCAAGACACUCCCGGAUGUUCCGCUCAUAGACAGCCCUCGGCCGAUCUGGCGUCAGCUCAACCUCCACCCCCACAGACGCAGAUCUGGUGGCUUGUAUGGCCGCGUGGGGCGGUUCUGCCUCCUCGGUUGGGCACAAUAGCACCAUCUCCCACAUGCUGUCCACCCAUUGCUGCUGCAUGGCCGCCACACGCGCAUCAGGCACCCCACCAUUGGGCCGCAGGGCGUCCAUCGGUGGGACCUCUGCGGUAUCAUCCACAGUCGCCAGCGGCACCAAAGUGACCAGGUAGACGCGGCCGAGAAGGUGGUCCAACACCACAAGUCGGUCGACGAACAUCCACACGGCCAGGGGGGUGGACGUGGGCGUGUCUGAGGCCGACAGUGGUCGAUGGUCAUCCUCAUCACACGAAGAUGAGCACUCGCUUUCGCCUCCUUGGGGAUUGCCGGAGGUCUCGCGGACGAGCUCAGCGGGUGGAGCGGGUGUUGCUACUACAACUGCUGCUGAUGCUGUUGCCGCCUGCUGAUGUUGGGGCAUCUCCUUCUUCUGCACCAGCUGCCGCAGGUGCCUGCCGGUCUCGUGGCGCAUCUCGUAGGCAAACCACCCCACGUACCCGCCGCAAUAAUCGAACGGCAGCUCACAAAGGUCGCCAUCCACCGUGACAUUGGCCAUCCGCCGUCUCAGGAAGGUCAGGAGGCCGCUCCUCAGCUCCAUUGCCGAUACUCCUUCUCCUCCUGCAUCGUCUCCCCCUCCCCACCGAAUGCUGCCUCGCCCGUCGCCCCAGUACUCGACCCUCUCCGCCAGAGGCCCGUCAGGCACACCCAUGUAGGAGAACCGCCCGUUCUGCCCGCCACGCAUACUCGAGUCCAGCCAGAAAGACUCGGCCGCUCGUGAGAAAGCCCGCCGAAAGAGGGUCUGCUCGUCGCAUUGCGUGUCGAUCGACGUCACGUUGACGCGAAGGCUGACGGGCGGCUGGUGGUGGGCGCUGGGGGAGAGGGGGACAGAUGGGGCAAGGGGGAGGGGUGCUGGUGCUGGUGCUGGUGUGUGUGGGAUGGCGCUGGUGCCUCUGAGUUGGGAGGCCAGGUGGAAGCGGACGGUGAGGUCGCGGAAGUUGCGGAGCAGCUGCACGCCACACGAGGUGCCCACAGACUCUGAACAAAUGGACACCCAUUCAUCCACACAUGAACGUAAAGGCCUUUGCUCGAACUCACUCGCCCAUUGACUGACUGACCUGGGUGGAACUGGAUGCCGUAGAGGGGCUUGGAGGUGUGCUCCAGGCCCAUGAUGACACUGCUGCCGUCAUCUGGCCCGUCCAGCCAACACGUCGGCCGCAGACAUGACGGCAAGCUACACACACACACACACACACACACACACAGAAGCCAUAGACACGCACACACAGAGAGAUGGAGAAAGGCGCUAUAGACGAAUGGCUCAAUGCGUGCGUACCUGUGUGGGUCAACGCACAGGGAAUGGUAUCUCACAACCGGCGACGGCGAUGGGAUGCCGUCGAACAGACCCCCACCUCCACACGACGUGGUGUCGAACCGCACAUUCGACAGACGGCCAUGCAUCACCUCUGGCGCACACACGACCUGAACAGACCAACACACACACACACAGCCGUUCAUCUGUCUGUCUGUCUGUCUGCCUGUCCGUGUGUAUAGUAUAUGUGUGUGGCCGCGUACCUUUCCGCCAUAGACGUGUGCGAUUCCCUGGUGCCCCAGGCACACCCCCAGUGUGGGCACGAUGCCCUCCUCCAAUGCACCACGACACAAACCGAAGUCAUCCGCAGACUCGGGACGCCCGGGACCCUGCACAACGCACACACAAACACAGAAACCACUCCAAAUGCCACGAUCUGCGCAUCUGUCCAUGCCCUCAUUCGCUGCUCAUUGACUCACCGGCGAGAUGACGAUGUUGUGCACGAAUGGGUAUCGCCGUCUGAGCUCCUGCCAGUCGGCAUUGAACGCGUCAUUGUACACGACGAUGGGCGGAAUGCCAUUGAGGACAGCAAGGAUCUGGUAAAGAUUGUACGUGUAGGAGUCGUAGUUGUCGAUCAGCAGCGUCAGCACACCCGGCCUGCUCUGCUGCUGCUGAUGGUGGUCACGCUGUCCAUGUGCGUCGCAUGAGACCAGGGGAGGCGACGACGGAGGCAGAUCGUUGACGUGAUCUUUGGCCAUCUCUCCGACGCUG